CCAGGCACCGGGUCUUGGGGGUCCCCUGGGAAGCCAAGGCCCACAAGGCCCUGCCUUACUGAAACCGUGUGGAAGAAGUGAAUUCUGAGCCCACAGCAGCGCGUUUCCACCUCAGGCCAUACAUUUUGCCUUUCAGGACCUCAGUUUCCCCCUGUGUAAGAUGGGGCUGCGGGGAGGGCUGCAGGAAUGACCGCCUCUGGUCUCUCCCAGCUGCUGCUCUCCAAGGCUUUUUGCCUGGUGCGUGGCUGCUGAGAGCAUGAUCAAGUAGGGAAGGUGGGGUUCGGACUGGAGGUGAGGGGUAGGAGUGUGCACGUGUAGGGGGAUGGGGGUGCCAAGUCCAAUCUGCACUUAACUCAGACGGGAGGCGCCUCAAUUUCUUCUUCUGUAAAAUGGGUAUCCUGGACGUCCCCACCUCGCAGACUGGUGGAUCAGCUCUAAGCGCUGGGCCAAGCCGCUGGCAGGGUGGCGCCCGGGUCUGUGCUGGCUUCCGAGCCCGCGAGCCCGCCCGAGACCACGUGGGGCGUUGGCGGCGCGGGCGGAACCCAGGCUCGGCGGCUCGCGGCCCGCCCGGGCCUCUGCAGCUGGGGCGCCGGCGGAAGUGGGGGCUCCAGCCGCUGCAGACCUCGGAUCCUUUCUUGCAAGGAGCUGACAGUUGAGCUGCAGAGACAGGAAGAGGCUCACAAGAAAAAGGACAAUCCCAAUCACCCCUGUACGCCGGGAUAAUGCAGACUCCACUGACCACUACUGUGCCCGUGCUCCGGCUCCCCCGGGGCCCUGAUGGCUUGAGCCGAGGCUUUGCCCCCGACGGACGCAGAGCCCUCCUGAAACCGGUGGUUCCUGAAAUCCCGGAGUCUCAAGAAUCUCGGGAAUCCCAGGAACAGCGGGCCCGAGCCGCCCUUCGGGAGCGCUACCUCCGCAGCCUGCUGGCCAUGGUGGGGCGCCAGGUGAGCUUCACGUUGCACGAGGGUGUGCAUGUGACCGCCCACUUCGGAGCCACUGACCUGGACGUGGCCAACUUCUACGUGUUGCAGCUGCAGACUCCGAUAGGCGUGCAGGCUGAGGCGCUGCUCCGGUGUAGUGACAUUAUCUCAUACACCUUCAAACUGUAAAGAUGUGAUCGUGUUCAUCUUUCUUCCUUGGGCGUAGCCACAGCCUCCCAGGCCUCCAUAUUCUCCUGAGCUUGGACCUCUGGGCCCCAGAGAGUUCGGAACACCCUUGAAAUUUUGAGCCAAGCUUCAAGCAACUCUGGCUUCUUGGGACAGUAAAAUUCUGCGGCCCCAGGAGUUCUAGAUCCUCUUGAAAGGAAGGCUGUACCUCACAGAACUCUAAACUGUACAGAUACCUAGGCCUCAUGCCCAUUCCUGAAGAUUCCGGGUGGAGAAAGGGAAUAAAGGAAGGCAAAUUGUC
This is a messenger RNA of Orcinus orca (killer whale), 1407 nucleotides long. It is a transcript of the gene GEMIN7, whose product is annotated as gem nuclear organelle associated protein 7. Gene Ontology annotation, cellular component: SMN-Sm protein complex. Gene Ontology annotation, molecular function: RNA binding. Gene Ontology annotation, biological process: spliceosomal snRNP assembly. The record is from RefSeq and is a predicted model, not a curated record. The transcript has 3 exons. The coding region runs from base 723 to 1109 and encodes 128 amino acids. NCBI's taxonomy places the organism in Eukaryota, Metazoa, Chordata, Mammalia, Artiodactyla, Delphinidae.